Messenger RNA from Gryllus bimaculatus (two-spotted cricket), 3662 nucleotides. NCBI's taxonomy places the organism in Eukaryota, Metazoa, Arthropoda, Insecta, Orthoptera, Gryllidae. The record is from the annotation of a GenBank genome assembly.
GUGCCAGACGGGGAGAAGCAAGAUCAUCGUUCAAGAAAAGUUGCGCGUGUAAUACAUGAAAUUAUAUUUUCCACACAAGUUAUUCCUAGUUCAUUUCCGUUUAAAGAAAAAAAUCAAGAAAGAAAUUCAAGAAACUAGUUGUUUUUCACAUCUUUUACUGGUACAGAGUGACCUGAACCGUUUAUACGCUGGAGCCGCUGGAUCAUUGCGCAUGCGUAUUCAUCAGCUGAUGAGCAAGUAGACCAUCUGCGAAGCAGUACUACAACAGUGAUUGAGUGACUACAACACUACUACAAAAGUACUAUUGAAGCGUGUGUGUGCUGUGUUGCAGGUGUAUAGAGUAGCAGGUUGUGGCAGGUGGUCUCACUGCGUGAAUAUUGGUAACGUCAAUGAACUUCAGUGACGUGAUUUAAUUCCCAAUUUUGCGAUGUGUUCUCAAGUUAGCAAAUGAUUUGAGCUUUAACGUGUCUGGAUUAUAUAGAGCGUUUGUGUGCUUUCGGCAAUUCACCAUAUUAUCAUGGAGCAUUCGUGGUCUGGGAAAUUGAAAUCAGCUGCGGUAGUCGGCUCAGGCAUUGCAUUGAGUGCAUGUGCUUAUGCAGUAUACUCUUAUUUAAAAAGAAAAGAUGCUAAAAGCAUUGAUGAAGGAUUUGAAGAUGUAUCGAGAUUGGAAGAAAACCCCGAAAAAAGAAUUCUGGUGUUGGGAUUGGAAAACGCAGGAAAGAGCACAAUUUUAUCCCAAGUAACGUCUGGUUCACAUAAAAACAACGACAUUAAACCCACCGAAGGAUUUAAUGUCACCUGCCUGCAGAAUGGUGGAGUUUCUUUAAAUAUUUGGGAAAUUGGAGGUGGUGAAUCCUUUCGGCGGUAUUGGAACAACUUCCUACAAGAUACUGAUCUGUUAGUUUAUGUGGUUGAUUCUGCUGACACUCAAAACCUUCCAGAGUCUUGUAAAACUAUGAAGGCAUUGCUUGGAGAUGAAAGGCUUGCACAUGUUCCUGUACUUGUUUUAGCAAAUAAACAAGACCUUCCUGGAGCGUUGUCACCUGGAGAAGUUGCCGAUGCUCUUGACUUGGGCAGUAUCCCUUCAUCAAGACAUCAUGUAAAAGUUCUUGGAACACAAGCUCCACCUAAUUCUUUGCAGCGACAUUCAUCUAUUGCAGAAGUUGAACACACACUCCUUCUCAUGAGCAAUGAUAAUUAGCUUUUUUUUAAUUUUUUUUUUUUUUUUCUUUUGAAAGUUUAUGCAAUAUGCACUGUUGCAUGUUGUGCUGUGUAAGAUAUUACACAAAUUUAAUUUAUUUUCUGGGUUUAGACACUUAAGACUCAAGCUUCUUGCUUCAAUUUAUAUUUGAUGUUUUAAUUUUAAAACGUCUAGUCAUUUCUGUAAUGUGGAUGAUAGGAUGAAUUCCUUCAUAGGAAAAAUAUCAUCUCUAUUGGCCAAUUUCAUACUAGUGUAUGAUGUAGGAAUGAGAUUCCUAUUACAAAACAUGGCUCUUUAAAUUUUAUACAUCAUUCUUUGUAAAUGGAAGUGAUUUCAUAUUUGUAGUUACAAGAGUGGUUGCAAUUGUAAAAGUUGUGAAAAACUAAAAAUAGUAUGUCAGCAAAUGAUACCAAGAUUACUGCAGUGCAACUUUGUUAUGUUCAUGGAAUGAGCUUUUAUCCUGUCACUAUGAAAGUACUGUAAUAGUUUAGGAGACUUCCUUUGUUCAGAGUGAACAAGUAGGGAAGGAAGAAACUAAGACUGCAAGAGACUGAUUUUUAACACCAUUCCUAAGGUUGCAAGAAGGAAACAUUUCAGAUGUUAAGCUUUCCAAUAAUUGUUCAUUAUUUAAAAUGUUUGUUUAAAGUAAUACUGAAAAUCACUUGUGAAGUAAAGUUUCAUUUACAGUUUUAAAGUUGUGUAUAGCCUGAGGAUUAUGGUACUUUUGAUGUAUUUUUUUAUAGGUUUCUUUUAUUGGAGGAAAUCUUAUUUAAGUGAUAAAUAUCUGAAAUAAGGAGAAACAUGUUCAGAUCUUUAUAAAGAAUGGAAGUAAUUUUAUUGAAGUUAAAUCUUUUAUAAAUUAAAAACAUUUGAAGAGGUUCCAAAAUGUUUCCUUUUUUUAAUGCUUUCUCAAUCAUUUCAUAAAACAUUCCUUGCCAUUUUUAUUAAUUUUUUGAAUUGAACUGUCAAAAUCACUGGAAUUAGGUGUGUGUACUAACAGCAACUGGAAAAUCCAUUUAUCUCAUUGUUGAUUAUGUUGAUUUAUCGUGAAGGGAAAUAAUUGUUUCCCUUUGAACUGUUUAGAUAUAUAAUAAAAUAUUGAUAUUAAUAUAUAACUACAUCAAUAUUUAACAGAAUAUUUUCUUCCUUAAAUAAUUUCCUUUUAAAUUCGUUUAUUACUAUGCAUGACUAAAAGGUUUCAAGAGGUACAAGAGCUUGCCAGCAGCAGGGCUGCAGAUCUUAAAAUAUUGUGACAUGUGUCUCAUUGCAGGUGCCUUAAUCUUUAGGAAAUUCAGCUUCAUAGAAAAAAAUAUGAAUGGACCUUUCAAGCUUUUUUGAUCUCACAGCAAAUAGUAAUGUCCUGAUAAGAAAUUGAAUCUUGGGCAUCUAGCAAGCAGCCUGCUUUUAUUGUGUAUUAAGAGCUCCAAAUCUUUUAUUGUAUUACAUUUUCUAAUUCAUGUCAGUGUGAACAAACUUGCUGUGAAAUUUUGGUAAAUAAUAUUUAAAUGUGAUGAACAGGUAUAAUUUUGAGACAAAUUUGGAUGUAAUAAUCAUUUGUUCUUGGGUUGAAAAUUGCUAAUUUCAAUAUUGAAACAGUUAUGCCUUUGCUUGUUUAUUUUCAAAAGAGUAAUAAAAAUAAAAAAUAUCAAGUUUAAUUGAUGCGUGAUAUGUUAAUACAAGAGUUCGAAAAAUCAACAGCUGUCUAAGAAAAAAAAAAUUUUCAACUUGUUGAAUAGCCUGUAAAUAUGUAUUUCAGAAUUAUAUUAGUAUUCUUUGGAAAAUUUUAAUUUCCUCUUAGUUGUCUAUAUCCCGUUUUCUUGAAUUAUAUACACUUUUAAUUUGAUGUAGGUGUAUGUUGUUAAAACUUCAAAUGAAAUGUAUGAAUACACUUCUAUAUUUUUAAAUUGUUAUUGAAAGAAAUAUCUCUUGACCUAAGAACAUAGGACAGAAGAGAUGUGAAUGAAAUAAAAAAAUUAUACUGUUCAUGAUGUGUUACUGACUAUUCACCUGUAUCUAUACACUGACAUCUGUUCCUCUUGAACAUUACGAUGGAGUAUUUUUUUUUUUUUUUUUUUUGCCUCUGCACUUAUGGACAAUGUAUUUCAACUAUAGUCUAGAUGUUAUAAUGUUUCAACAAGCAAUUAUUUUUAAUAAUUUUAAUUAUAAUGCCUCUCUAUUGUGUGAGAUUGUGUUUGAAGCAUUGAAUAUUUUGCAGUGUUCUAGUUUCUAAUAUUUCCUAACAAAUUUACUUAAACAUGUUCAGAACACUUUCACAAUUUUGUAAAUGCUUGUUUUUUUGCUUAAUAUUUCAUACUUGAAAUCAGAAAAGAGUGUUGUAGUACAUUUCUUGUAAUCAGUGUGUUUUGGCAUUGGCCAAUUUCAUUGUUAUGCAUGGCCUACUUAUUGUUUUCAUUAAUGACUGGAAAAAAUGUUGGUCCAUUAAAUAAUAAUAAACUUGAAC